Molecule: messenger RNA, 2992 nt
Organism: Vitis vinifera (wine grape)
Lineage: Eukaryota; Viridiplantae; Streptophyta; Magnoliopsida; Vitales; Vitaceae
Product: disease resistance protein RPM1
Exons: 2
Coding region: 122-2926 (934 amino acids)
Biological process (GO): defense response to other organism
Molecular function (GO): ADP binding
Source: RefSeq, a predicted model, not a curated record
CUAGGGGAGACCUUCAACAAUCCAAUAAAUGACAUUGUAGACCUCAUUGGUUUCACAUUUCCUGUAAACUUUCCCUUCUGGGUUUGAAGUUUUCACAGCGAAAGCGAGAAAGAAGGGAGAAAUGGCAGAGAUUGCCGUCACCACAGUCAUCGACAAGUUGGUGUCUUUGGUAGAUGAAGAAGCCAGAUUGUUGGGAGGUGUCCACACUCAAGUUGAAGACAUCAAAACUGAGCUGCUGUAUAUUCAAGCUUUCCUUAAGGAUGCAGAUGCAAAGGCCGAUAAGGGAGACAUCAGCCAUGGCCUUAAAACUUGGAUCCAAGACUUGAGGAAGACUGCAUACUCCAUGGAAGAUCUCAUUGAUGAAUACUUGCUUCACUUUGCAAAUCCAAAUCACCGGCAUCGAUUCUUUGGUUUCCUCUGCAAAGUUGCUCGCUCCAUACAAAAACUGAAACCACGCCAUGAGAUCGCCUCCAAGAUCCGGGAUAUCAAGAAAAAGGUUGGUAAACUGAAGGAAACAAGUUCGAGUUACGUCUUCAUUAGUUCUAUUGAGCCAAGAUCAAGCAGCAGUUCUGCAAGUGCUCCAUGGCAUGACCAGCGGGUGACUUCUCUUUUCAUGGACGAAACUGAAAUUGUUGGUAUUGAACCUCUGAGAAAUGAACUGAUAAGCCGGCUGGUAGAGGGAAAUCCCAAACGAACUGUAAUUUCCGUGGUCGGCAUGGGUGGACUUGGCAAGACGACUUUCGCCAAAAAAGUUUACGACAACCAGAGAGUGGUGGGACACUUCGAUUGCAAUGCUUGGGUCACUGUGUCUCAAUCAUUCAAGAUGGAGGAGCUACUACGGAACAUGACAAAGAAAUUCUAUCAGGGAAGAAAGGAAGCAGUUCCUGAGGGCAUCGAUACAAUAGACGAGAUGUCACUGAUUGCCUUAAUCAGGCAGUAUUUACAAGAUAAAAGGUAUGUUGUUGUUUUUGAUGAUGUAUGGAAACUAGAUUUCUGGGGAUUUAUUAAAUAUGUUUUACCAGAAAAUGGGAAGGGCAGUAGGAUAAUAAUCACUACACGUAAUGAUGAGGUAGCCUCUUCUUGCAAAGAGUCGUCAUUUGAUUACAUCCACAAGCUGCAACCCCUGUCCCCAAAGAGUUCCUGGGAGCUCUUUUGCAAGAAGACAUUCCAGGGUGGAUGUCCUCCAGAAUUGGAGAAACUGUCUCUUGAUAUUGUCAAAAGAUGUGGAGGAUUGCCACUAGCGAUUGUGGCAAUAGGUGGUCUUUUGUCAAGAAAACAGAAUGAGUCCGAGUGGAAAAAUUUUAGUGACAACCUUGGGUCCGAGUUAGAAAGCAAUUCCCGUCUUCAACCUAUAAAUACAAUCCUCUCCCUCAGUUAUCAUGAUCUACCUUACUACCUUAAGUCCUGUUUCUUAUACUUGGCCAUUUUUCCAGAGGACUACACAAUUAAAUGUACCAAACUGACUCGGCUGUGGAUAGCUGAGGGGUUUGUAAAAGCUAAGAAGGGUGUGACAAUGGAAGAGCUUGCAGAGGAAUUCUUGACUGAGCUGAUCAAUAGGAGCUUAGUUCAAGUGUCAGACGUAGAUUUGGAAGGAAAAAUUAGAAGCUGCCAUAUCCAUGACUUGAUGCGUGAGAUGAUUCUCAAAAUGGCUGAGGAAAUGAGUUUUUGUCGUGUUUUGGCUGGAGAAGGCUCAAGUUUUGACGGAAAAUCUCGUCGAAUAUCAGUCCAUAACAGCACAAAUAAUAUUCUAGACACCAUUGAUAAAAACUCUCAUGUUCGCUCCAUUUUUCUCUUCAAUUCUGAGAUGAUUUUCACUAGUACAUUGGCUUCAAAAUGUAAGCUUGUGAAGGUAUUGGAUUUUAAAGAUGCCCCUCUUGAGAGUGUUCCUGAAGAUUUGGGAAAUCUAUUUCAUCUGAAGUUCUUAAGCCUGAGAAAGACCAAAGUCAAGAUGCUUCCAAAGUCUAUAGGUAAGCUACAAAACCUACAGACUUUGGAUCUGAAACAUUCCCUCGUAGAGGAGCUUCCUGUUGAGAUCAAUAGGCUCCAAAAGCUGCGCCACAUUCUAGCCUACAACUAUAACUUUGAUGUUGAAUUCAGCUCGGUUUCUGUUAAAGGAGUGCAUGUAAAGGAAGGGAUUGGGUGCUUGGAAGACUUGCAGAAGCUGUGUUUUGUGGAGGGCAAUCAAGGGACAGAUGUAAUUAAAGAGCUUGGAAAGCUAAGGCAAUUGAGAAAGCUGGGGAUUACAAAACUUACUAGAGAAAAUGGGCAGCCUUUAUGUGCCUCCAUUAUGAAAAUGAACCACCUUAAAUCUUUGUCAAUCUCUUCAUCAACCGAAGAUGAGAUUCUUGAUUUGCAGCACGUAUCGGAUCCUCCACCAUGCCUUUCACGUCUUGAGUUGUAUGGACGUUUAGACAAGCUACCUGACUGGAUUUCUAAACUUAAAAGUCUAGUGAAGUUAGGUUUAUGGAAGUCAAGACUAAGCCACGAUCCAAUGGGAGUCCUUGGAGCCCAGCUGCCUAAUCUGCUGGAGCUCGAGCUCCUCCAAACGCAUGCGGUCGAGCAAUUGUGUUUUGAAGCAAUAGGAUUUCAGAAACUUAAGGUCCUCCGUAUCUGUGAUUUGAUAGAGCUCAAGAAAGUGAAAAUAGAGAAUGGGGCAUUGCCUCAGGUUGAAGAGCUUGAAAUUGGGCCUAGUCCACAGCUGGAAGAGGUGCCCCAUGGCAUCUACUACCUCAGAAAACUUAAAACUCUUGCAUUUCGUGAUAUGCAGGAAGAAUUUGAACUAAGUAUGAUACCCUACAGAGGAAGAAAUUAUGAUAUAGUUGAGCAUAUCCCAAAUGUCUUCUUCUAUCAGAGGCUUUCAGGACAACAUUACGCGGUUCAGAGUCUACGACAACUAGCUGAAACCAUCCCCAGAGUCUAUUGCUAGCAGUUGAAUUUUUUCAAGCCAAAGGUGAUGGAGAAUAUAUAUGCAUGCAGUGUUUAUUGAUAUCAA